Styela clava is the source of this 6792-nucleotide messenger RNA. The record is from RefSeq and is a predicted model, not a curated record. Lineage: Eukaryota; Metazoa; Chordata; Ascidiacea; Stolidobranchia; Styelidae.
UGAAGAUGAAAAAAAAUCAUGGAAUAGGACUGCCCUCAAGAAUGCCUGCAAUAAAAGAUUUAGUAAUGUUGCUCCAGGAUCAGCGGUUCCCGAACUUUUUAGAGUUGGGACCCAUUAUUUUUUACCACAGCUUAUGGCGACCCAUUUAACUUUAAUAAAUUAAUAAAACAUUGAUGAAGGAAACAAAUUUAUUUUCUCAAAUUGAAUUUUCAGUGAAGCUAGUGGGAAAGAUGAGCUUGUUUCUUGUUAUUUUCCAUAAUAGACGUGACAUUUAUUUCAAUUUCAGAUAGUUUUAGACGUGAAAAAUUGAAAGUUGCAGUUUAUUUCAAAAUUUGCUUUUAAAUUUGCUUUGCCACCGAUCCUAAUAACCAAUAUAAUUAAUCAAAGCUUUCUACAUCUUUUCACGACCCACUGUGAUUCCUCUUGCGACCCACCAGUGGGUCGCGACUCAUAGUUUGGGAACCGCUGUCCUUGAUUGUUUCAUGAACAUCUGUACACUUUGCAAAUAAAGAAUAAUUAUUUAUUUGAUCACAUAUGAACUCUAUUAUGUAUAUAAUCUUGUAUACAUAUGUACAGUAUUCAGCUGUAAAAUUUGGCUUGAGAAAUUGAUUUUUUUACGCUCACUUGCACAAAUAAUAUUAUAUGAACUUAAUAUUUUCUACAUGGCAGCUGAUAAUAUAAUUAGUGUACUUAUGCGUGAAUAAAAAUGCUCAUUUCAUUCCAUAAAAUUAGUUCAAUUUGCUGUUUCAAUGUAGAAAAAAAAUAUCAAUCUUUCAAUAACAUUUUUAUCAAGCUAAAUUAUUUUGAGAUAUAAAACUUUGGGCAAAUGAUUAGAGAAACCAUGUGAAGUGGAAUUCAUGGUAUUUCACUAUAAUACUAAAAAUUGAAUUUACAUUUCACAUCUUCAUUGUUCUCUUACUGUCAUUAAUCAUAUUAGAUCAGUGGUUUUCAAACUUUCUAAGCUGCCCUUUCUUAAAUUUACUAAGGUUCGCGAACUAGCAAACAAUAAGCUACAAAUGACAGAUAGUAAGGCAAAAGUAUGUUUUAUUCAAAAAAAAAAACUCUGAAAAUACAUGUAUGGAACAUAAAUAUUCAAAAUAAAAGAAAUGUAACUAUCCAAAGUCCCCCUUUUAAAAACUGUCCAAGACCCCCCUCCCCCCUUUGGGAGGCGUGUCCCACUGUUUGAGAACCACUGUUCUAAGAAUCUAGAUCAUCGAACCAAAAAAUUAUGAAAAGUAAUAUGGACAUAAUUAUUCAUGAAUACAUUUUAAGGCAUGUAUAUAGACAAGCCGUACUUUUUUCAUCUAGAUCACAAGUAGCUUGAAAUGCCUUAUUAUCAAUGACAGAAAAAUCUUAUUUACUAAAGUGCUUUAUAGUGGUUUCUUGCAACUUUUCAGUCAAUACCUUUUCCAUUUUUAAUGAAGGUCUAGGGACCUGGUUUAGUUGUCUAGAAACAUUUUUUGAUGAAUCGGUGAUAUCUUAUGAACUCUAAAAAGGACUAAAAAAUCCAAAAUACUACAGAUAAUAUUCAAAUUUGCUUGCUUACUAACUAUUAUUAUGUCAUUCUUAUGAUAUUAUGUAUAAAUAGUAUGACAGCUUUUCAUACAUAUAAGAAAUUAUACUUCGUUGUUUUCUGUUAUUGUCAUGUUUCAUUGUAAUUUUGUUCCUUGUUAUUCACCGCUACUGUUUAAUUGUAUCAAUGUUUUUGCCUUGUAUUUAUUAACAAAGCACAAAAUUAACAAAUUUCAACUUGGCCCGAUAUUACAUGAGAACUUGUCAUUGCUUUAUAAUAAGAAAUAUGGAUGUAGCUUGCUGCACAUAUAUAUAUAUAAAACUAGCUGAUUUACGUUGUUCAAAAAUCAUCACCUAUAUUGUUUCCUUUAGUACUUCGAAAAAGAGGGCUCAAAUUGACUUGUGAUAAGUUAUUAUAAAAUUCAAUUUUUGUUACUGGUAUCUGCAGUAUGGGUCAUGAAGCAUUCCAAUUUUUUUCAGUCUUAUCACAUAAAAGUGAAGCUUCUAUGAGUUCAAAACAAAAAGUUAUUAAGUUCAAAAUUUGGUGUUCUAUAUUAUCAUUACUGUUUUCUGGUCUAAAGUAAAUGGCACAAUAUACAGGCAUUAUUUGUAUUUUAUUUUAAUGUGAAUGAUAUUCAACAUUACUUUCAAGGAAUGAAUUUAUUAUCAUAGUUGAAUUUUGAUGACUGGAAUUCAUUCUGUUUAGUUUGAUUAUAUUGUAUCACUUCAUCCAAAAUUUUCAUUAAUAAGUAUAUUAUUGUAUUUUAAUAAGCACACAGUUCUCCAAUUUUGAUGACUAAUUUAAGAGAAUAUGUAUUUAUCAAUCCUUGCAUGUAGCAUACUACCUGAAAUAAUCAUUCUGAAGCUUUUGUUUUUCUUCAAUUUUUUUGUCAAUACUUAGUCAUAUUAUUCAAAACAUGAACAUUACUCAUUUAUACUCUUUUUGUUUAUUGUGAUAUGCCACAGGAGUUUUUGUAUCUGGGUUAUGUAGAGGAAACCUACCUUCCCUUCCCUAUGCCUGUAAAUGCAUUUUCAUUUUGUGCAAAGCUGCUGUGUAACUUACUGUAAUUCCCACUAAAGAUAUAACCCAGUGAAGUGGUAUUUUCUUACAGUAUAACGCUAAUUCAAAAUUCUUAAUUUCUUGUAUCUCGACCCAUUUUAAUACUGCUGUGCUAUCAAUAAAUCAUUGGAGCAUAAUUGGCAGCAGUGACUUAUAUGGUUCAUUCAUUCCCAGUUUAAGCCACACCCAAUUUUUCCUAAUAAUUUCUUCGACCACAAAAUUUGGUACUUUAUCAGUGAAUUUGUACUAUUUUGUAUUUUUCACUGUUUUUAUUUGCAUGUUGUCGAUUAGAAUUACAGUAGUUCGAAUAUAUAGAUAGCGCACAAUUUUGUUCGAUCUUGAAGAGAAUUUUGAUAGAGUAUUGAUGAAUUCUGUAUUUAUUCCUCCUGGAAAGAAUCCAUUCCAACUUCCGCCUCUCCCACAAAGUCAUUACAUACCAUCACCGUCCAAAGAUAUUCAAGAUAAGAAUAUAACUCUGACACCACAGAAAGUUAUUCGCCGACACGAAUACUCCUUACCUCCUGAAGUCUAUACUCCUGAGCAAUAUUCUAUACAUGAAGAAGAUUCUACGAGCACAAAACCUUCUAUACCUAGUUACGAGAAAGAUUCAGUUGCAAGAGAUCUUGAAAGAUAUUUGAACGAUGUAGAAAGCUGGACUUCUUCAAAGUUUGUUGAACAGUGGCCAUCGAAGGAUAGUGUUGGAUUAGACGAAGUGAAUUUCAAUAAUUCCUCCCAUUUAGAAAUAUCUGCUCUUCAACUAAGCAACACUUCUAACAUGCCAAGUAAACCUGGCCCACUCACAUCAACAGCAAGGACAGCUAAAGACAACUCAUCUUAUGGUCGCGAUCCAAAACCACUGAGAAUAAAAACUUCAUUUGCUACUGAUAGAGAUCUAUCAGCUGAAUCUCAAAGAUCAUCAAAUAUAGCAAUGCGACUCAAUCGUUUUCGUUAUGGUGACCCAAAGCCACCAUCAGAAAGGAAAUCCAAGCUUCCAACUCCUUCAACAUUAAACAGAACAAAACAAUCUACUGCAGCAUCAAGAAAUGAACCAAGUCGUGAAAGAAAUGUAACGAGUCGCCCGAAGUCUACCUCAAUGCGUUUAAAUGAUCUUCAAAAUGAAACUACUUCAAAAGAUGUCUCUCAUAUUUCAAGAAAUACAUCUGGAAUUACUGGGAAAACUCCUGCUUCACCUAAACCAGAGAAAACGAUUUUAAAACUUCCAGAAACGGAAUCUCCUGUCAAGCCUGGAUCUCCGGAACCAGGAAACACUAGUAUUUCAACUUUGAACUCAAGAUUAGAGAAGCUGUUACAAGAAAGCUCAUCAGUGAUUUCCUCUCCAUCACCUCAGUCCUCACUCAAAUCAACAACUAAUAAAUCAUCAAGUUUUGAUAUCAAAGUCUCUUCGUUUGAUACAACUCAAGCUUCUGAGGAAAAUGGCAGACCGAGGAUGUCAAAUCCCCUUCCUGCCAACAUUUCAAAAAGGUUUCAAGAGAUGGAGAUACCAAGAAAAAUGCAGUGGCAGAAAGAGAACUUCCCACCGUCUCUAUCAAAGCCUCACGCAUCACCAACGAAAGCUAGACAAGAAAAUGACAUUUUAUUUCAAUGGAGACUGAAAAGAAAACUGGAAAAUGCAAGAGAUAGUGUUGCUAAGAAUCAAGGUCCACCACCUCAACGUGCAACUCCACGAAGACAAUUUUACAGAAACGAAGCAGAAAAACCCUUUUCUACUCAAUCUCACAUAUAUCAGCACCAACCUAACAUUUGUGGUGGCCACCAACAUUCUACGUUUAUACCAGAUUGCUCACAAUACCAACAUCAACCGACCUGCAAUUGUCAACAGAAUCAACCACCCUGUGAUGGACCCAGAAACGUUCCAGCAAGCCAAGAGAUUACAGACCAACCCGAUAUAGAAUCCAGGCCAUGUCAAAUUGGGUCCAAAUCACCUGAAGAAUUCUCAAAAGUUUUAAAAAGUGUUGCUGUUGGUUCCUCUCCCAUGAUAUCAGCUGAAACACAAACAACGAAGAGCCUGAUUUUUUCUGAUGAGGAAGUUGUGUCUGAAGGAUUUGAUAAAGAUAAACAAAAAGAAGAUGCUGUGAAACGUUCAGCUUCUCUGAGUUCAUUCCCACACACAAGCACUCCCGCAUCAAGCGUGUCAUUUCACAGAGUUAAAAUCAUUGAAGCUGAUGUUGGAAAUUCUCCACAAACAAGUAAAGGAUCCCCACAGGCUCGUGUUAUAUCACCUGUCAGUUGUAGGACUGAAGCAACAACAGUAUGGAGCAGUACUAUGGAACGAACUAAUAAGAAGAAUGCAGAGGAUGGGAAAUCAACCGUGUCAAGUGUGAAAACAUCAGAACCUCGGUAUACAAGUGAUUCAGAAAGUUGUUCUCCCACUGCUAAUGUUAUAAGACAGGUAAUUGGAUCCAGGUUAUUCAAUGAAACACAUACUCCAACAUCAUCUUCAAGUCGAAUCGAGAAAUUAAAAAGAGAAAAGAAAACAAAAAGCGCAAAACAUAUUGAACAACUUGACGGAUCAUACAGGGAAACUCGAGAUGAAGAAGCUGUUCAACCAGAAAGAUCUGAAACACUCAUAAAUUCUGGCACUCCCAGUCAUAGUCAUUCAAGCAUAUCAGGCAGCAGCCAACAAAACAAAUCUGAACUUGGGAAUUCUGAACCUAAUAACAAAGAUAAAACAGAACAAUCUUAUGCCUCAUUCGUCACUGAUGAUAAAGAUGUGGAGGAUUCAAGUUCGAAAGAAUCAGAGACUGGACUGGAGGAAGAGAAUCAAGAUGAAUUUGACCCAGGAAGGAUGUUCGAACAAUUACUAAAAGAUCUUUCUAAUGAUCCUGGUGAUUUUAAAGAUGAUCCUGUACUGAUGACAUUGCGUAAUCAACGUGAUCAAUUCAUGCAAGAAUUUAGGAAUAUUGAAGCAGAAAUAGAAAGGACGGCACGCCAAGAAAGUGGUCAGAACAAAAAUUAAUUCAUCAGUUUGGUAUCAUUACCUCAAGAAAAUGUUCACUGUUGGCAUUAAUAUAUUAUACAUAAUAGUAUACAAGACUUGUUUUGGAUUUCAAAAAAAUGUAAAUUCAACUAAUUUGUAUGUUUUUUGAAAAAUUUUAAAGCUUCUUUCAACUGUGACUCAUCAUUUUUUCUCAUAAAUAGCUGUUGCAUAAAACCAAAUAAUACUUUUGUUCUUUUUCAAAUACGGUUAGACUCAACUGCAGUGGUUUACAAAAUUUGCAGGCCAGGAGAGGCGAACGCCCACAAGAGCCAGUACGUAUAGUUAAGAUGCUUGGAUAAUUGAAUUGUUACGAAUAUACACACGCUUAAAUUGGUAUUAUGACAUAACAAUUGACGGCAUAUAAACCACAAAAGAAAAAAAAAACUAUUUCUCCCGAAGUUUGGCUGGGCUGUACAUUAAAUGGUUUCGUGGUUUGUAAUUGGCCCACGGGCUGAGGUUUGGGAACCACUGGACUAAAGAUUGAUAGAUUGUAUAAUAAUAAUAUUAUCUUUUAUUCGAAUAUAGGCUUUCGCGUGUAUUUUUUUGAAAAUCUGUAUCAUGUAGAAAUGUUCAUUUGAGUAGAUGUUUUAAAUAUUUUGACAUGAGUUGGUUGCCUUUUUAUCAACAAAUAUUUGUGUGAAGUCACAAAAAUUCACUCAGAGGUUGCAAGCAAGUACUGCACCUCAAGCUUGAAGUGUAUAUUAUUAGAUAUUGAGAUUGUAAUAUUCACAUCCCUUACUUGGCGCUCCAGAAGUGUGUGUAAUAAUAUGAUGGUAACUAAUUUUUUCGCCUACUUUAAAUCAAGUUGUGUAAAGGGACUGAAAACCUAUGGGUAGGGGUAUAAACACUUGGCUAGAACUAAAACAAGGAAAAUCUGAAUAAAAUUAUGGCAUAACCCUAUCCUGGUACACAUACCACGGGUGUACCCUUUACUCUAUGUUCUAUUCAUAAAAACUUUCAUUAUCUGUCACUAUACUCCAGCUAACAAAGUAAAGCUUCAAGAACAAGAAGAUUGCAAUUACCUGAAUACUUGAUAAAUUCUACUUUUAUUUACUUUUUCUUACUGUAGUUGCUGCUAAUAGAGGAAUCAAAAUAGUUUGUGUUGAACAUUAGAAACUGUGUAGAAAUAUAUUUUUAUAUCAUUUGUACUGAAUAUAUAUAUAUAUCUUUAUAUAAAAUUAUGCUGCAGUGCUAUCUUGUAAUAAAAAGUGAAAUUCAGGUA